ACACCUGUUCUCCAAAUUGAAAUCUGAACUUUAGUUAAGGGUUGCUAGUGGGAUUAAGGGUCUAGAAGUCUAGUGCCUAGAACGAAGGAGAACGAUAGUCUUUACUGCCGUAAUUUCCUUGGAGCUUUGUGUUCAGUCUGAGAGCCCACAGUUAGAGGGGGGAGCUGGAGUCAAUCUCAAGGAUACCCAGGACGCUGGGCCAGGACCUCAAAAUCAUGCCCGCAGCAGGGUUAAUUGAAGCAGCUGAUGAUGUCUGGGUAAGAGACAAGGAAGUGACUACCCUCUGCAGAUCUCUGCGGGGUCUGUCGGGUAAGCGAUGAAAUUUAUUUGUCAUGCCCCAUCUUGGGGGACAGAGUCAGGUCCCAAGGGAAGCCACACAGACAAAUGGUGGCUCACUCCAACGACAGCUUCCUAAAACCCAGCGCCCUCAGCUGCCUGCAAAAGGGGGCGAAUUGUGCCCGCUCUCCAAGCCUUCUCAUAGAGCCAGAAUCCCCCCCCCCCAAGGGAACAAGGUUGAGAUUUGCGUUUUGAGUUGGGGGUUGGGUUGAUGGAGGGGGUUUCGGGUCUGCCCCCACCCAGCCUGUGAUUCUGGGGGCUCUGAUCGGCUGUUUGGGCUGUAAUUUUCUUUGAUCCAAAAGGGAACAAGGUGGGGUGGAGGAAUGUUCCCCCCUUUGCAUUGCCAAGAUCAGAACUACAGCUCUCUGGCUUGUCCUAUCAUCCAGUCUUAGCUGAAGGUGUCUUCUCGGGUUUCUUCAGGAUGCCUGCAGCACUUGUGGAGAACAGCCAGGUUAUCUGUGAAGUCUGGGCCAGCAACCUAGAAGAAGAGAUGAGGAAGAUCCGAGAAAUUGUGCUCAGUUACAGUUACAUUGCUAUGGACACGGAAUUUCCAGGUGUUGUAGUAAGACCAAUUGGGGAAUUUAGAAACUCCAUAGACUACCAGUAUCAGCUUCUUCGGUGUAAUGUUGACCUCCUUAAAAUUAUACAGCUAGGCCUCACAUUCACAAAUGAGAAAGGAGAGUAUCCUUCUGGAAUCAACACUUGGCAGUUCAACUUCAAAUUCAAUCUUACAGAGGACAUGUAUUCCCAGGACUCCAUAGAUCUCCUUGCUAACUCAGGGUUACAGUUCCAGAAGCAUGAAGAGGAAGGUAUUGACACUUUGCACUUUGCAGAACUGCUCAUGACCUCAGGGGUAGUUCUCUGUGACAACGUCAAAUGGCUUUCAUUUCACAGUGGUUAUGAUUUUGGCUACAUGGUAAAGCUGCUAACUGAUUCCCGAUUACCAGAAGAAGAGCAUGAAUUCUUCCAUAUUUUGAACCUCUUCUUCCCAUCUAUCUAUGAUGUGAAAUAUUUAAUGAAGAGUUGCAAAAACCUUAAGGGAGGUCUUCAGGAAGUUGCUGAUCAGUUGGAUUUGCAACGAAUUGGCAGGCAACAUCAGGCAGGCUCAGACUCGCUGCUUACUGGAAUGGCUUUCUUCAGGAUGAAAGAGUUAUUUUUUGAAGACAGUAUUGAUGAUGCUAAGUACUGUGGACGGCUCUAUGGCCUUGGCACAGGAGUGGCACAGAAACAGAAUGAGGACAUGGACUCUGCUCAGGAGAAAAUGAACAUGUUGGCUAUUAUCAGUAAUACGCAACAAUGACGACAGGGUAUGGCUCUGCAGGAUGGGCCCAAUUCAGUACUGGUGCUUGCUGUCCUGACUGGUCUCUGUAUGUGUAUCUUUCUCUCUUUUCCCAACAGAAAGAGCUUCUAUUGAGUGAAUUGUUCCUACAGUCUGCAUUGAGCAGAAAGACUUGUGUUUUACUGAAGACAAGUGAUAUCUUCUUUUUAGAUCCAGAUGAAAGUUCACUCAGAAUUUGUAAAAAUGGCUUCCCCCAAUCCUCAUCCCCAACUCCUUUCCUCUCCAGUUGCCAUUUAACAUCAGCAUUUAUGGCUCACUGGAUACCUUUUUAAUAACCAGGGACAAGUCGGAAACAAGUAAAAUGUAUAUAACUCUUA
Sarcophilus harrisii (Tasmanian devil) is the source of this 1992-nucleotide messenger RNA. RefSeq names its product CCR4-NOT transcription complex subunit 8 (gene CNOT8). Gene Ontology annotation, molecular function: nucleic acid binding; poly(A)-specific ribonuclease activity. Gene Ontology annotation, cellular component: P-body; CCR4-NOT complex; CCR4-NOT core complex. Bases 758 to 1636 code for a protein of 292 amino acids. The record is from RefSeq and is a predicted model, not a curated record. NCBI's taxonomy places the organism in Eukaryota, Metazoa, Chordata, Mammalia, Dasyuromorphia, Dasyuridae. The transcript has 7 exons.